AUGCGCUGUGGAUUCAUCGCGCACAUAGUUAAAGCCCGCGUGCGAGAAAUUUAUACAUUAUGUAAAAUCGACCAAGGUUAUGUUGUUCCUGAAAGAUACUGUUUUGAAGUUACUGGUUCAGCCAUUGCCUUUGCAAGACGUUUAAGUUCUUCAUUAGAGGUCAGCUCAUCUGUUUCUUCAAUGAUGACACAUCCUUAUGGUAUAGCAGUGUGGGUGAAUAUUGGUGAUACCAGUCGCGCUAUUUAA
Molecule: messenger RNA, 246 nt
Organism: Funneliformis caledonium
Lineage: Eukaryota; Fungi; Glomeromycota; Glomeromycetes; Glomerales; Glomeraceae
Source: the annotation of a GenBank genome assembly